UAAUGAUAACACAGUUUACUGAAUACAAUAGAUUAUUACUGAAUGAGUAUCAAAACAAAGUACUCGAAUUACAUGAACAGAAGUAAAUUUGUAGAUUUUAAAAUUUUGUGUUAAAAAAUGUUGAAGUUAGCUACACUGUGCCUUUGUUUUAUAUUGGUUGUUUCACAACCUGCAUUUGAGACUUACAAUGCAGACAAAAUGCAAGAGAAGUCUUCACUGGAAGAGAGGAUUCCAAAAAUGAUAGAAGAACUGAAGAUAACCCUGGAACAGCAAAUGAAGAAAGCCAUAGAUACUAUCAAUAGAAGGACACUCAUAGCCCAAAAUGACCUGUCCAACUUUCCUGAACAGUGUCUCAGAGAUAAAAACAUAGAUAUUGAUUUUCAGAGAAGGACAACCAUAUCAAAAUUAUCUAAUUGCAAUAGAAGACAAAUUCUGAAGUACAUGUUCAAUUUAACUGUAGAAGUGGCUAAAUUUGCCAUAGACGUAGCAUUAGAUGGGUCUGCCAUUGCAACUAGCUUUGUGCAAUGCCUUGGCAAUUCAAAUCCAAUUGAUAUCGUUAUUUGUUUUUUCAAUGCAAUGAUCAAGUUUCCAAGUGAAGUCAAAGAACUUUUCCAUGACACUGAAAACCUGGUGAAUGAUCUGGUUUAUGUAAUUCCAAAAAUAGUUAAGGAUAUUGAAUCAUGUCUUGAGAAUUCAUCCAACGGCUAUAAUUUGUUUUUAAAUAGAACUUUAAAAAGGGCAAAAAUGUGUAGUAAAAAUAUUAAUUUAUAAAUAGUUCUAUGUGGUUGACUAAUUAUAAUUAAUUAAUGUAGUUUAAAAAAUGUGGUCAAUAAAUAUCUUCAACAUGCA
Homalodisca vitripennis (glassy-winged sharpshooter) is the source of this 849-nucleotide messenger RNA. RefSeq lists its product as uncharacterized. The coding region runs from base 118 to 771 and encodes 217 amino acids. NCBI's taxonomy places the organism in Eukaryota, Metazoa, Arthropoda, Insecta, Hemiptera, Cicadellidae. The transcript has 2 exons. The record is from RefSeq and is a predicted model, not a curated record.